CCUAAAUCAUCAGCCAAACGAAAAAGAGCAACGCAGUCUUCGUUUCUUCGUUUCCAGCUGCUGGCGACCAGGAUCGCGGCGUCUCUCCUCCUCUUCUCGACCGGCGACUGGAGACAAGGACCGCCGCUGCUCCGCGCUCCGCAACCGCGUCUCUCCUCCUCUUCUCGACCGGCGACCGGAGACAAGGACCGCCGCUGCUCCGCGCUCCGCAACCGCGUCUCUCCUCCUCUUCUCGACCGGCAACCGGAGACAAGGACCGCUGCUCCGCGGUUGCUCUGCGCUGCUCCGCCCUCCGCCGUUGCUCCGCCCUGCUCCGCCGGCACGCUUCUCCCUCCCCUGCUCAAGAAGAACACGCCGCCUAGAAGUAGUCGAGUAAGGAGAUUGACUGCUCAACAGCUCAAGACAACAACACGGCAGGCGCUGUAGGUUCUCAAGAAUGAACUCGUCGCCGCCCUCAUCUGCUGCUAACUCAGAUUUGGCAUGUCGUUGAUGAUUAAAUCAUCAUCACACCACUCCGCAAGCAUUUCGCAGUCAGCAGGCGGGAUUGUGAUUGUAGCGGGUGAAGAGGACGGGGAUCGAGGCAUGGCGGCAAAGUUCGAUUGUGGGGAGGAGGUUUGGGAGAAGGCUGAUCAUUGAGGAGAAGUAGUUUUGGGCGUCAAUUACUAGGAGGGUGGAGAUGUUUGGGUAUGGGUUUCGUUUUUGGGCUAGGAUGAAGAUUUCAGAUUGCAUGUCGCCAUUGUUGCUCACUUGCUCUGCUGGUGCGAGAAGAAAGCGGAAUGAAGAAGAAGGAAAGGUGAUUUUGGAUCCGUUGUCGUCUAAUGGGAUGGAUGGGAGGUAGAAAUCUUGUUUGGCACCUGGGCUGGGCUGGGAUUGAUGAACAACGCUAUAAUGAAAUGGGCUGAGCCUGCAAGUGUAACAUAAUAAAUAGUAAAUGGACACAAUCCCUAUAAUUGUUUUAGCAAAGUGUUAGAAGGCUUUGUUACGUAGAAGCUCAUUAGGAAUAAUUUUAUUAAUAUUAUUUAGUAAUUAAGUUAUAAAAAAUAAUUAAAAUUAAUAU
Messenger RNA from Linum tenue, 1057 nucleotides. The record is from the annotation of a GenBank genome assembly. Lineage: Eukaryota; Viridiplantae; Streptophyta; Magnoliopsida; Malpighiales; Linaceae.